AUGAGCCCUGGACCCUUUGUCUCACAGGCCCUGCCCUACGUGGCAUUGCUGAUCGUGAUGCUGUUCUUCAUCUACCAUGUCAUUCACAGAUGUUUGGGAAAAAUCGCCCUGGUGGAUGGAACCCAAAUCAACCGGAACAACAACUUCCAGACCUUCCCACAAGCCAUCCUGCUGCUCUUCAGGUGUGCGACAGGCGAGGCCUGGCAGGAGAUCCUGCUGGCCUGCAGCUACGGGAAAAAGUGUGACCCCGAGUCUGACUGGACCCCAGGGGAGGAGUACACCUGUGGCACAGGCUUCGCCUACUUCUACUUCAUCAGCUUCUACAUGCUCUGCGCCUUCCUGAUUAUCAACCUCUUUGUCGCUGUCAUCAUGGACAGCUUUGACUACCUCACGCGGGACUGGUCCAUCCUGGGUCCUCACCAUCUGGACGAAUUCAAAAGAAUCUGGGCAGAAUACGACCCGGAAGCCAAGGGAAGAAUCAAACAUCUGGAUGUGGUGACCCUGCUGAGACGCAUCCAGCCUCCCCUGGGCUUUGGGAAGUUCUGUCCGCACCACGUGGCUUGCAAGCGCCUGGUGUGCAUGAACAUGCCUCUGAACAGCGAUGGCACCGUCACCUUCAACGCCACUCUCUUCGCUCUGGUGCGGACAGCCCUCAAGAUCAAGACGGAAGGUAACUUUGAGCAGGCCAACGAGGAGCUGAGGGCCAUUAUCAAGAAGAUCUGGAAGAGAACUAGCAUGAAACUCCUGGACCAGGUCAUUCCACCAAUUGGAGAGGAUGAGGUGACCGUGGACAAGUUCUACGCGACCUUCCUCAUCCAGGAGCACUUUAGGAAGUUCAUGAAGUGCCAGGAGGAGUAUUAUGGGUAUCGGCCCAAAAAGAACGCCAUUGCUAUCCAGGCCGGUCUGAGAAGCAUCGAAGAGGAAGCUGUGCCCGAGAUACACCGAGCGAUCUCUGGGGACCUGACCGCCGAGGAGGAGCUGGAGAGGGCCAUGAUGGAGGCAGCGAUUGAGGAAGGGAUAUACAGGAGGACGGGUGGCUUGUUCGGUCAUGUUGACUCCUUCAUGGAGAGGAACAGCCCCCUGCAGCCCCACGUGACCAGCCAGAGACCCCUGCAGUUCACCGAAGUGGGGAGUGAAUAUUUGGACUCCCCUGUCUUCCUCGAUGACUUCCCCCCGGACAGGAACACCAACACCAACAACAGCAACACAGCCACACGGAUGUGUGCGCCCUGGACUGGAGCCUGCGACGUCGUGCUGGUGGGCCUGCGCCGGCUCCGAGCGACGGGAUACAGGGAGGCGAGAGCCCACCGCCACUCAGUUCCUUCUCAGCCGCCUGUGGCUCGAGACCGAGUUUUCGGCGGGAUGCAGUACGAGGACGAGCUGCGGAGGGAGAGGAUGCUGCCGGCAUCCUGCCAGCCACAGCCACAGCCACACUCUGCCCUGGGCCACAACCGCUCCUUCCGCCUGGAGAAGCGGCAGCGGUGGCUGGACAGGAGGCGUGCAGCCAGUGUCGGCGGAUGCCCGGGAUUGGAGCUGCAGCUGCCCAGAGAGGAGGCUGCUGCCCAGGAGCGGGGAGCGGACCUGACCUCCGAGUGCCAGCUGGAUGGCGGCAGUGACAUGAACGGGGAGGGAGACGCUGCUGCCUCCACCCCAGCCACCACCUUACUCAUCCAGGAGAUAGCAGCUCUGCUCUCCAGGGGCCUGGGCGCUCUGGCCCGCGACCCAUCCUUUGUGACGGCCAUGAGAGCCGAGGUGGCUGCCACCUGCCAGCUGGAGAUGGUGCUGAUGGAAGAGGCCGUGGCCGAGCUGCUGAGGGGAAGGGAAAGCCCGGAGGGAGCAGAGGCCGGUUCCACCCACUGA
Messenger RNA from Emys orbicularis (European pond turtle), 1860 nucleotides. RefSeq names its product voltage-dependent L-type calcium channel subunit alpha-1S-like. The record is from RefSeq and is a predicted model, not a curated record. Gene Ontology annotation, biological process: calcium ion import across plasma membrane. The transcript has 15 exons. NCBI's taxonomy places the organism in Eukaryota, Metazoa, Chordata, Testudines, Emydidae. The coding region runs from base 1 to 1860 and encodes 619 amino acids. Gene Ontology annotation, molecular function: high voltage-gated calcium channel activity. Gene Ontology annotation, cellular component: voltage-gated calcium channel complex; membrane.